Molecule: messenger RNA, 2203 nt
Organism: Linum tenue
Lineage: Eukaryota; Viridiplantae; Streptophyta; Magnoliopsida; Malpighiales; Linaceae
Source: the annotation of a GenBank genome assembly
AUGGCGCGCCUCGGGAUCCUCAACGAGGAAACGAACCCGGGAACCCGCCAAAUCCACGUCAUACCUCUGAUGGCCCCCCCAAGUUGCCCACGUGGCACCGCGCGAAUUGGGCUGGAAAUGGCGACUGAAGUGGUUGCUUCUUCCGCUGCUGCUGCUUGCUGUUACGGCGGCGAAGGUUGGUCCCGGACGGCGGUGUAUCGCGACGGAGAGGACUCGCAGGCUUUCCGCAUCUCAAAACUUGCGGAUCAUGGCUCGAUUUCAUUUGGGAGAUACGAAUCGGAGGGUCUAGCUUGGGAGAAGUUCUCAGUGUUCUCUCCCAACAGGCGCAAGGAGGAUGUGGAGAAGUCUACUGCGCCAGGUUUUGUUGCUCAGAAGAAGGCCUAUUUUGAGGAAUACUUCAAGGGGUUCAGAGCUAUGAAAGGGUUGUUCAAACGGGAAUCCGGGGUAGAGAGCAGCAUCAGGACAGGGAAAGAAAACGGCGCUGAGAUGAUCGAUCAUGACUCGACGAAAUGGGGAAGCUGCAGCAGUAGCAGCUAUGCUGUGCCAAUUCAGGUUCUGGAGAAGGAGGAUAAUGCAGAUCUUGUUUCUGAACACAAUGUUUCCACAAUGACGAGGGGUGAGUGUGGGAAAGGUAAAGGUCAAUCUCAAGGAGAUGGUUCCUCCAUUGGGAAUCCAGAUGCCUUACUAAAAGAUGGCUUAAAGUGCUCCAAAAACGGGAAUCGUGCAAAACAAGCAAAGAAACAGAUCUCUGCCAAGGGGUCUGUUGCUUCAGUUGCAAGCAUACCGAAAUUGGGUACAGAUUUGGGGAAGAGGUCUGGGGGAUUGAAGCCAUCUGUGAGUCGAAGUGUUACGACGAAGCUGGUGAAAGAAAUUAAUCCUGCCCAGGCUUCCACGAGCACUAAAUCCAACCAUGCCCGUUCCCUUAGGGAACUUGGUGAAGUUCAGAAGAGUACAGCCAGUGGUGUUCACGUGAAAUCUACAAGAGAGAAGAUGGUCUCGCCUACAAAGACCAAAACCAGCCUAGUGAAGCCAAAUGUAACUUCAACUAGUUCAGGAAAGCUUCCAGUAUCUGCUCAGAACACGAAAGGGACCACCAUCACUGGCCAUCAGAAGAGACCAAGUCUUGCUAACAGGAACUGCAAUGAAGUUGGCAAGAAGUCAUUAAGCCCUAGUGGUUGCCAAAGUGGAGGUGAACCAGAGAACCUGAGGCCAAAAGCCAUGUCAACAGAUCCUGCUGCCAACAAUGCAUCAAAAGCUGGGGCCAAGUCUGCAAGGAUCACCGGGAGGGGAGAAAAGGCGGAAAAGGGGAUGACUGCACCCAAUGCUCGAAUCGGAAGAGAACCCAAGCCUUCGCCAUCUAAAGUGAGAGUCAUUCAUAAGACAUCAAAAGACAACACUGAGCAUAAGAUUUCUUCAUCAAGAGUAGGCUUGCCGAACGAGAUGAAGGAAACAAGACAGCGGAUUCCAACUUGGCGUAGAGUUUAACAUAAUAUUUCGGGAAGGUGACACACUCCAGGAAGCUGGCAGAAGAUAAAUGUCAAAUUUGAGAUGAAUUCUACUCGAAGAUAAACAUCUGAGCAAGUGCUGGGUACUAAUAGCAUAGCAGAUUAGUAACUAUUGAAUCGUCAACAAGCUAACUGCAAAGCCAGUAUCGCAAUGCUGCAUUCCUCCUGGAGAAGUACAACUGACGGAGUUCACCAUGGGCUGAUAGAAGAAAAGACCGUAACACGAAUAUAACCAAGCUCGAGCAGACCAGAAUGGUCUUCUGAAGAUGCUACUUCUCUUUGUCAAUCCACAUACUGAAUAUGAGCUUUGAAGUCAAAUCUGUUCUUUUUCUCUGAUAUCAUUUCUGCAAGUUGAGCCCCAUUUCUUGGUACAUAUCUUCAAGAUCAAGCAUCGUCUCCCCCAUGGAAGAUUCUCUCUCUUGCUUUGGAUGCCUGCCAUGAACACACACACACACAGACACGACAGGAGGUGAGUAUAUUCAUUGUUCAGCAUGAUCUUACAGUACAUUUCUCCUACAAACAGGACAACUAUGAACUAUGUUAAAUGCUUGAACUUGAAAAAAACCUGUUGUUGCCAAUCUGUGAGAGCUAUUCUGAAAGCAAACAUUGUUGCCUGCACAAAUGAUCCACUUGCCAGUCCUAUCAACAAUCCCUUCCCACCUAUGUGCACAACAAAAGCCAACACUACAGCUACCGGU